Physella acuta is the source of this 3580-nucleotide messenger RNA. RefSeq names its product homeobox protein CDX-1-like. Gene Ontology annotation, molecular function: RNA polymerase II transcription regulatory region sequence-specific DNA binding; DNA-binding transcription factor activity, RNA polymerase II-specific. Lineage: Eukaryota; Metazoa; Mollusca; Gastropoda; Physidae. Gene Ontology annotation, biological process: animal organ morphogenesis; regulation of transcription by RNA polymerase II; embryo development. Gene Ontology annotation, cellular component: nucleus. The record is from RefSeq and is a predicted model, not a curated record.
AGAAUACAUCUUCGAUUUCGUUGGAAUAACUCAAUUUUUUAAAACAUGUUUAAAAAUUUUGUGAAUUCGUGAUAUAAGUACAGUUUACGAUUUCAACCAACAGGUGUUUUAAAAAAAAUUUCUGACCAAGAUUCAAGUUCUCAAAGUCUUCAGCUCUCAUUUGUUCAUUGGCGUUUGUGUUUAGCUGUGUUGCUGUCGAUCAAGAAUUCCAUGAUUUAGGGUAGGUUGUAAAAAAAAAAGUAUCAUUGCGAUUCCCCGAAGUUUAUGAUAAUUGUUCAAGAAACCGAACCGCGUUUUGUUUAUUGUCGGUGAACGCGAGUAGUCAGGACGGAACAUUUAUGGGAGGCCGCGCCACAUUUUGGUGCGCAACAAAUUGCAGUUUUCCUGGUCUAUAAAUCUUAAUGGAAAUUUGUCCGAAUCGGAUUGAAUUUAAUUGAGUAGUAAAUCAUAAGAUACAAUUAUCUUCAGUGCUUAAUUUGAACAGUCGGUGAAUUUGUAAUUUUAAGUAAUUAAUACAAUUUCUUUUUAUAAAUAACUUCGCGUGCUAAUUAGUGUGAGAUAUAUCUUUAACUGUGUUCACAAUUAAAUUGGAUCGGGUUCUCAACGUUUCAGGAUUAAAAAUACAAGUGAUUUUUCUAAGUAGAGGAAAUCUUUAGUUUUUGUGCGGGUUCGAAUCCCAGUGAGCCGAGUGUUUUUUUGGUGCCAGCUAUGCCUGAGAUGUCUAGUGUAUGUCAGGAGACCACCAGCACCCCGCCCUCCAUGUUCGGGAGCCGGGGUGGUCAGGGCCUGGGCCCCCCUCACGCCUACUACAAUCACUGUGGGGGGUACCAGCCCAACUCUGCACACGGCCAAUACUCACAUGAUGGCUACAGCCCGUACGCGGCGCCACAACCAGAACAGUCACCACACCAUCAGCACCACCUGCACCACCAACAACAGCACCAACAGCAACAGUCCUGGGGGUACAGCAUGGGCAUCGUGGGCAACAGCCGACCCGGGCAUGGGGUCGUCAAUGAUGAAUGGCAGCAGAAUUACCUGCUAGCCAGUAGCACGCCAACACAGGGCCACUACAACUACAACUACCGCACCCCCAACUCACACCUGCCUUUGGAUUACGCCUCACCUCUGUCUGCUGGGCCGGACACGAACCCUCAGGUGCUAGACGGCUCCCCGUCUCCAGAAGCCCCGUCCCCGGGGGAGCCCCCCGUCACGGGGAUGGGCCCCAACAACCAGGGCGCCAAGUCGCUGCGCCCGCCCUAUGAGUGGAUGAAGCCGUCAGCAUCGCUGCCUCAGUCAGGUCACGUGUCUCUUUUUUCAGGGAAGACCCGCACGAAGGACAAGUACCGGGUCGUGUACACGGACCACCAGAGGUUGGAACUGGAGAAGGAGUUCCACUUCAGCAAGUACAUCACCAUCAGGAGAAAGGCGGAGAUCGCUUCACAGCUGGGCUUGUCUGAGAGACAGGUAAAAAUCUGGUUCCAAAACCGUCGGGCGAAGGAAAGGAAACAGAACAAGAAGCGCCAAGAGCAGACGGACCUUCAAGGUCACAGCAACCCGGGCAGCGCGCACCACCUGGAGCCCCACCACAUGGAGCCCCACCACCAGCUCCUCCACGACGGCCACCCUUUCCCCAAGGCUGAGAAAGAGGACGACUUCUCCAUCAAGCACGAGCUCCCGUGUCACAGCUCCGCCCUCACGUCCUUGACCCCGCCCGGCCCCCUCCUCCACGCCGGUCUCCACAACCCGCCGGUGAUGCCCCCCGGGGUGGGGCGCAGCAGCCACGCGUCCCUGGCCCGGUACCACGAGGGCAUGAGGAGCUCGCCGGCCUCCACGGCGGAGGACAUCGCUUACCGGAUGACCAACGGCACCGAUUCUGCCGGCAACAGCAUGAACUUGUCCGGUUCUUCAGACAGCGGCGUCCUCUCCUCCCAUUGACAAUGACCAUGGCUCGAGACAUUCUCCGGUUCUUCAGACUGCGGCUUCAUCUCCUACAAUAGCUCGAGACAUUCUCCGGUUCUUCAGACUGCGGCUUCAUCUCCUACAAUACCUCGAGACAUUCUCCGGUUCUUCUAACUGCGGCGUCCAUCCUACCAUAGCUCGAGACAUUCUCCGGUUCUACUGAUUGCGGCUUCAUCUCCUACAAUAGCUCGAGACAUUCCCCAUGCUGUUCUUAUAAACACUACUCAUGUCCGAGUUGAAACAAUUGGAUUUAAGACGAACAUUGCUCAGACGUUCCCCCAUUUCCACAUAUUAUAAACACCGCUCACGUCCGAAUUAGUAAAUAAAAAUUGGAUCUAAGAUGAACAUUCUUACGAAACAUUCCUCAUGAUCUUCAUAUAAACAUCAAUCAAGUCCGAGUUAGUAAAAAAGUUGGAUUCAAGAUGAAAUUGUUACGAAACAUUCCUCCAUGCUCUACAACUACAACACAACCAAGCGAUAAUAAAACAUCAGGAUUGAAGAUGAAAUUGAUGGUGACAAUUGUUCGAAACUAUUUGCCGCCAUCCAAAUAAUUAGGCGUGAUUAUAGACAGGUGAAAUUGUGAGGUGAUUCAUGAGGCAUCGCCACACAACAAGGGCUGUUUUAAAUUAAUUAACAGCCUGCGAAAAUUAAUUAACCCGGAACUAAUUGUAUAUAAAUCAAUACUUGGACCAGAGACAUAUAACCCCUGACUUUAUAAAUAAACUGCAAUAUGUUUCGGUCGAGUGUCUUCGUUUGAUAUGGAAAAAUAUCAUUUGACAUAUCGUCACCCUAAAUGUUGCAGAUUUAAUUAUGAUUUAAUGCUUGGGCAAUCAGUAUCUACAUUCAACGUAUCCAUUUAACGUCACGGUUGUAAGCAAUAUAAGGCCAUAUUUUCUUGGUCUUUUUUUGUGAAUAAAAUGUUGAUUUUAAAAAUGAGAAUGUAGUGCGUGUGUUGAUAUGUAUGUAUGAAAUUUAUGUGCGCAAAUUGUUCAAAUAAUGCAUUAUACGAUAAUUGAUUUUUUUUCGCUCUUUCCUAAAUAUAAUAUGCGCAUUGCUUAUGUUAUCCAAAAAUGUUUGUUUCGGUCAAUGCAUGCCUCCACUUCAAUUUUGUUUUCCAUAUACCUAAAUGCUUAAUUGUAAAUACGAUUGUACAUAGAAGUGUAUACAUACUUGUGGAUGAAGUGUAAAGAAAAUUGAAGAUUGUUUUGUUGUUUAUUUAUUAAUUUCCUUUACUAAUACGAGAAACUAAUCCAGCUGAAGUUUAAAAUUGUCCUCAUUUAUUUGAACUGCUCAAUAUAAUUUCAGCUUUGCUACAUUGUAGUACUAAUCUAAGACAAUAUAAUGUAAAGGUUGUGGUACAGUUAUCAUUCAGUUGUAUAAUGGUGCUAUAGCUCUGCUGUAGUAAUGGUACCAAACCUGUAUAGUUAUAGUAAUUUUAUUAAAGUGCAGUAUUGGCACUGUUAUCGUUUACAUCAAAUUAUUAUUUUACCAGCUUUAUUCUCCAUUAAUAUGAAUGUCAUAAGGGCAUAGACUAAUUUUUGCAAAAUUAAUCAUUCGUAAGACAUACAUGCUUAUGAGAAUACAUAUAUAUUUUGACCAUUUUGUAAUAAACAAAAAUUAU